UCUAAUAUCAUUCGUGCCCCCUCCCAUCUAAAGCACACCAAAACGGCAAAACCCUAGCAAUAAUUGACUGUAUUGAUCUCGAUAGCUAGCCACCCACGGAAUUUAAAGAACCUAAAGGAGAAGGAAGGUUAAACCACUCAACUGGGCAAACGCUGCGUCUUUCUCCUCCCCGCCUUUCUUUUUUCUCCCGCUUUUUCCUUUAAUUCUCUGUACAUUGAUCAACUUUCAAUUAUGACUGCCAAGAGCCAUCCUGCAGCAAUGCGAUUCAUUCCUGAUCAAAUUUCGAGAGAUUCUAUCUCAAACAACUAUAUUUCAUCUUCAUCAGAUUCGUUAAGAAGAGAACCAGCAAGAUGUUUGAUAUUGAGAGUCAAUGGGGAACUUUCACUUCUUGAUUUGGAUGACGGACGUGAGAGGAAUCUUACUGAUUCAGUUGAACUAUUUUGGGUUACCUGUGGCCAGUCUGAGGAUAAAACAAAUUUGAUUGAAGAAGUUUCAUGGUUAGAUUAUGGUCAUCGAGGCAUGCAGGUUUGGUAUCCAUCUCCAGGUGCUAAUUCUUUUAAGCAGGAGGACUUCUUGCAGUUAGAUCCGGAGCUGGAGUUUGAUCGCGAAGUAUACCCUCUGGGACUUCUUCCAAAUGCUGGUGUAGUAGUUGGUGUUUCUCAGAGAAUGUCAUUUUUAACUGGUUCAGAAUUUCCAUGUUUUGAGCCAUCUCCUCAAGCACAAACAAUAUUGCACUGUUUGUUGCAUCAUCUUCUUCAGAGGGACAAAAUUGAAGAAGCUUUAAGGCUGGCAGAUUUAUCAGCUGAGAAGCCUCAUUUUUCACAUUGUCUAGAGUGGCUUCUUUUUACGGUAUUUGAAGCAGAUAUAUCCAGUUUUGCUGCAAAAAUCUCUGGAUGCACCAGAUCCUCAAGUUAUUGAAGAUGCAUGGAACACGCUUGUUCAGAUGCAUGCACUGGAAAAGACUCCAAGGGGCCAUUAUGAACCUACAUUUUAUGAGAUUAUUGUACACCAUUUGUAGUUGUAAAUAGCAAUAAAUUAGUUUACAUAGGUCACUACUCUCUCCAUUAUUUAUUCAUUUCAUAUGUUGAACUAAAUCCUCCAUACUUCAUAGUAUAUUUAGGAGAUGAAGGCAAAUAUAUAUAGACCUUAAUGAAUAGGCUUAAAAUCUCAACCAGGAUUGGUAUCUAGGAGAUAGGUAAUGGCAAGGAUAGUUUAAUGAGAUAAAUCAAAAGAUAUUUUCGAUGUUAGAAUCCUAGAUGUAAGUAGUGUCCUUUAUCCCUUACUUUACUAAUACAAAUUUUAUAAGUUCUAUUAUAGUCUAGCAAAGCCUUUAUGUUCAUUUUCAAAUGUUUCAGGUAUAAAAGAUCCACUUACCUUUAUGAGCUAUGUAGCACCAGUAAUGGCAGUGGCAACUGCACUUCUCUCUCUUGCAUUAGAUCCAUGGCAUGAUCUCCAUAAAAACAUACUUUGAUGAUUCAUGAGUGGGUACCUGCCCUCUGUGAUGUCUCAAUUAGACCUGUUGGUUUUGGCAUCCUUCAGCACUUCCAAAGUCUACAAUCAAUCUGCUUGAAAUAUACUAUAAGUCGGUUGGUCC
Messenger RNA from Arachis ipaensis, 1594 nucleotides. RefSeq lists its product as uncharacterized. Lineage: Eukaryota; Viridiplantae; Streptophyta; Magnoliopsida; Fabales; Fabaceae. The record is from RefSeq and is a predicted model, not a curated record. Gene Ontology annotation, biological process: retrograde transport, endosome to Golgi; intracellular protein transport. Gene Ontology annotation, cellular component: cytosol; Ric1-Rgp1 guanyl-nucleotide exchange factor complex; Golgi membrane.